Molecule: messenger RNA, 3252 nt
Organism: Henningerozyma blattae CBS 6284
Lineage: Eukaryota; Fungi; Ascomycota; Saccharomycetes; Saccharomycetales; Saccharomycetaceae
Gene: SGD1
Product: Sgd1p
Exons: 1
Coding region: 1-3252 (1083 amino acids)
Biological process (GO): ribosomal small subunit biogenesis
Cellular component (GO): nucleolus
Molecular function (GO): RNA binding; protein binding
Source: RefSeq, a predicted model, not a curated record
AUGUCCUCUAAUCAAGGUAUAAAUAUACCUGGUGUCUUAUUGGAUGAACUAAAGGACCAAGAUUAUAGCAAAGAUGAAAGAUUCACCCAAUAUGAAAAAAGGAGGAAAAGUACAAAUUUAGGUAGUAGAAAGAAAAGAAGGAAAAUACAAAGAUUAGAGAAAAAGACUCAACAAAAAAAUCGUAAUCAAGCAAAACAAGUUUCAAUCAAUAAUUUGAAAAAAAUUCAAUCAAAAGAUUUACGUAUUGAACUUUCUCAAGAAAAUGAAAAAAAAAUUUUGAAAAAGAAAAUAUCUACAAAAAAGAAAUCAGUUAGAUUUGGAGGUGAAGAAAUUAAAGAAAUUGAAAAUAAUAAAAAUAUUGAUUCUGAUGAAAUUGGUUCUGAUGAAAUUGGUUCUGAUGAAAUUGGUUCUGAUGCUAAUUCGGAUGAUGAUUUCGAUGACGAUUUCGAUGAUGAUUCGGAAGAUAUUGAAUUAGAUAAUUCUAUGUCAGUAGAAGAGACAAUGUCUGCAUUGAAAGCAUUAAAAAAAUCUUCAGCAGUUAAAAAAGAUCAACUAUCUGAUGAAGACGAUCAACUAUCUGAUGAAGACGAUCAACUAUCUGAUGAGGAAAACAGUGAUGAAGAAUUAGACAAUUCCAUGUCUGUAGAGCAAACAAUGGAAGCUUUGAAAGCUUUAAAAGCAAAGAAAAAUUCAAAAAAAUUCCAAGAUAUCAAAAAUAAUGAGGAAGAACAAAGUGAAGAAGAAAAGAGCGAUGAUGAAUUAGAUGAUGAUGAAUUAGAUGAUGAUGAAUUAGAUGCUUCCAUGUCUGUAGAACAAACAAUGGAUGCUUUGAAAGCAUUAAAAGAAAAGAAAAAUUCAAAUAAAUUGCAAGAUGAAGAAAAAAUUAAACCAAAGAAAAAAAAAUCUAGCAAAAAGCAAAUAGAAGAAGAACCUGCUAUUAUUCCAAUGUCUCGUGAAGAUAUUGUAGCAAUUGAAAGAGAUGAAAUGGAUAUGAAAUAUUAUGCUAAAAAAUUGGGGUUAAAAAAAUCUUCGAAAAAAAUUCAUGCCAAGAAUGAAUUCGAUGCAAUUGGUGGUUUACUUGAAGGUUUGGAUUAUUUUGAAAAUUUUGGUAAUGAUGAUGAAGAUUAUGGUGAUUUUGCUCAUGAUAAUCAAAAAACUUAUCAAGAAGAAAAAUUGGAUAGUAAUGCUUCUGGAAAUGAGGAUGAGGAUGAUAAUAAAGAUGAAGAUGAACUAAUUAGCGAAGAUAAUAGUUCUAAUGAGUCUAAUGAAGAAGUUAUUGAAAAUCCAUUUUCUUCAGAUGAUGAAUUGGAUAGUGAUGAUUUUGAUGAAUUUAAUGAAGAAGAUUUAGAUUCUGAUGAAUGGGAACAAUUAAGGGAAUUAGAAGGGGAUAAAUCUUCUAAAAAAAGUACAGAAAGGGAGAAUCCAUACAUGGCACCUGUUGAAAAUACUUCUUAUAUACCACCGUCUAUGAGAAAAACACCUUUAGUGGAAAAUGAUUCUCAAAUUAUGCAAGAAAUUAAAAAAAAGGUUAAAUCAGCAUUGAAUAAGCUUUCCGAAUCUAAUAUUCUAAUAAUUAUUAGUUCCUUAAAUGAUCUAUAUGAUUCCAACCCAAGGCAAUAUGUAACAAAGGCUAUCAUCGAUCAAAUAUUGGAAAUCAUUGUUCAAAGUAAUAAAUUACUAGAUAGUUUCAUCAUGGUCUAUUCAGCUGUCAUGUAUUCUUUGUGGAAAUUAAAGGGUAUUGAAGUUGGUGCAUCAUUUAUUCAAUCAACAGUAGAAAUUUUUUUAAUCAAUUUUAAUAAUCAAUUAGAUAUUACCAACUCUGAAGAAAAAUUAGAAAAUCCUUCAAAUGAUCAAGAAGAACAUAUUAUUAUUCCAAAACAAUGUAGUAACAUUAUCACACUUAUAUCAUAUUGUUAUAAUUUUGGAUUGAUAUCCUGUAAACUAAUAUAUAAUUUGAUUUCAGAAUUAAUUAAAACUCCUAAUGAAUUCACUACUGAAUUAUUAUUAAAAAUUGUAUCUGUCUCUGGUCAAUUGAUUCGUGGAGAUGAUCCUACUGCCUUAAAAGAUAUACUUUCAGAAUUAUUAACAAAUGUAAAAACAAUUAAUAACAAGAGUCCACGUUUAAAAUUUUUACUUGAUACAUUAUCAGAUUUGAAAAAUAAUAGAUUAAAACCGUCUAUCCUUGCUACUAGUAAUCAACAAUUGAAAAAAAUAAUCCAAGGUUCGGUUAAAUCUUCUGGUUUCUUAGAACCAUUACAAGUUUCAUUGGAUGAUAUUAAAAAUGUAGAGACAAAGGGUAAAUGGUGGUUAGUUGGUGCUUCGUGGAGGGGAAAUAUGGAUAACGCAUUUGAAGAAGCAGAAUCUCAAUCCAAUAAUAAUUCCACUGCAUUAUCUGAUAAUAUUACACUUGAUGACUCGUUGUUAGAUGAAAUACCAGAUUGGAUGGCUAUAAGUAAGAAACAGAGAAUGAAUACGGAUAUUCGUAGAGCUAUUUUCAUUAGUAUAAUGUCUGCUAAUGAUUACAUGGAUGCUUUUACAAAGUUAGAAAAAUUAGGUUUAAAGAAUAAACAGAUGUUAGAAAUACCAAAAGUUUUAUUGCAUUGUUUAGUAACCGAUGGUAACUCAAAUGGAUAUAAUCCGUAUUAUUCUCUAGUUGCUUCAAAAUUAGCUGAACAUCAUAGUCAAUUACAGAAACCAUUUCAAUUCUUAUUUUGGGAUAUAAUUAAGAAACUGGAAGAUAAAAUGAAUAUUGAAAGUGAUUCUGAAGUAGAGUUAGAUGAUGAUUCAGAUUUAAACGAAGACGAGAGAUUGAAGAAAAUAUCAAAUCAAGGUAGUUUUUUCGGAUCCUUAAUUUCAGAAGGUAUCUUGAAAUUUGAAUCAUUUAAGCAUGUCCCAAUAAUGAGUGGUUUAACAACUGAAGGGUUAUUGUUUGUACAGGUCCUAUUGUUUCAAUUCUUUUUAGCAGAAGGUAAAAAGGCUGAAAUAAAGGGAAAGAAGAACUCCAGCGGUAAAAGAGAAUAUACUUACAAAGCUACUGGUUUAACCAAGCAUUUGGAAGGUAUCAAGUUGGAUAAUAAAGUAACCAUUUUAAAAGGGUUAAAAUGGUUCACUACUAAGAAAUUCAAAUAUAAACCAUUUAUAAAAGGAAGCCCAAAUAGUAAAGAAUAUAUACGGGAAAACAGAAGACUGGAUUGGGCAGUUCAUGAAUUUGUAAGUCAAAUUGAAGCAUCCUUGGAUAUUAUAGACAUUUAG